Messenger RNA from Neoarthrinium moseri, 1875 nucleotides. RefSeq lists its product as uncharacterized. The record is from RefSeq and is a predicted model, not a curated record. The transcript is spliced from 9 exons. NCBI's taxonomy places the organism in Eukaryota, Fungi, Ascomycota, Sordariomycetes, Amphisphaeriales, Apiosporaceae. The coding region runs from base 1 to 1875 and encodes 624 amino acids. Gene Ontology annotation, molecular function: long-chain fatty acid-CoA ligase activity; long-chain fatty acid transmembrane transporter activity.
AUGGCAGCACUUGCCGUCGCGUCCGCUGCUGCCACGGCAGCGGGACUGUCGUACCUAGACGCCAGGUAUCACAUUCGUCAAGACUGGAAGGUCAUCAGCGGAAAGAAGAAGGCCGGGAAGCUGCUUCAAAAAGCCCUCCAAGAGAAGCGCCUGUCUCCAUUCUACUUCUUUGAGAAACAUGCGCAACAGAAGCCAAAUGCUGAGUGCAUCUGGUGGAAGGGCGGCGGUUACACGUGGGGCGAAACAUACCACCGUGCUAACCAGUAUGCACAAUUCUUCCUGAGCCAUGGGGUCAAGCCUGGCGACCUUGUCGCUCUGUUUAUGGCCAACAGUCCCGACUUUGUGUUCGCAUGGCUUGGUCUUUUCGCCAUUGGUUCUGCACCGGCUUUGAUCAACCACAACCUCACCAAGGCGGCAUUGCUGCAUUGUCUUGGUAUCAGCAACGCCCCUCUCGUCCUCGCGGAUGGUAGGCCGGAACUCAUGGCCAGGAUCGAGGAGGUAACGGAGGAGCUGGCUCAGAAAGGAGUCCAGGUCGUCAAGCUUGACGAUGUAAGGGGCGAAAUCAAUGCAACGAAGGGUGACAGGCCCGCGGACCAAUUGAGGGAGAUUGUCAAGCCAAACUCCCCCUUCGGCUUGUUCUAUACCAGUGGAACGACCGGCAUGCCAAAAGCCUGCAUCAUUCCCGCAAUUGCAGGAUUCAACCACGGAGUCAGCAAAGAGUGCGGGUUCUCUAUCGUCCAAGGCGAAAAUGAAAGAUACUAUGAUUGCAUGCCACUGUAUCACGGCACCGGAGGUAUCAGUGGAAUGACACAAAUGCUUACGGGCACAACACUCUGUCUGGCCCCGAAAUUCAGCGCUUCUCGCUUCUGGGACGACAUUAGAGCAUCCCGUGCAACAUGGUUUGUUUAUGUUGGUGAGACGCUGCGCUAUCUACUAGCAGCGCCGCCUUCUCCACGGGACAAGGACCACAAUGUCCACUCCAUCUACGGCAACGGCCUACGACCUGACGUGUGGAAGAACUUCCGCGAUCGUUUUGGUAUCACCAGGAUCCAUGAGUUCUUCAACAGCACCGAGGGCAUGUUGUCGCUGGAGAACCCUUCGAGAGGCGAUUUCCAGGCCGAAUCUGUUGGCCACCACGGAUUGCUCCUGAGGAAUCGGUUUCACAACGUUUACGUUCCUGUCGCGAUAGACGCUGACACGGGCGACAUUGCGAAAGAUCCCAAGACGGGUUUCGCCCAGCGAGUUCCGUACGAGGUUGGCGGCGAGAUCCUGGUAGCACAACCGAGUGCAUAUGCGCCACCAUUCGUCGGCUACUAUGGAAAUGAGGAAGCGACCCAGAAGAAAUUUGUUCGCAAUGUCUUCAAGAAGGGUGAUCUGUACUACCGGACCGGCGAUGCGUUACGACGAGACUCUGAUGGCAGGUGGUACUUCAUGGACAGACUAGGUGAUACCUUCAGGUGGAAGGGAGAGAAUGUCUCGACGGCCGAGGUGUCAGAGGUCCUUGGACGGUAUCCGGGCAUCCUAGAAGCAACUGUCUAUGGUAUUGGACUUCCAGGUCACGAUGGCAAAGCCGGAAUGGCGGCGGUGUACAUUGAUCCGGCUUCCAAGUCAUUCGACUACGAUGGUCUCUUGAAGCACGCGCGGACACACUUGCCCAAGUAUGCCGUGCCCAUCUUCAUCCGGCAAAUCAAGGAGCGAUCAGCCACACACAACAACAAGCAGAACAAGGUUCCCUUGAAGAACGAAGGCAUCGAUCCUGCGAAGGUCAAGGGCGACCCGCUCUUCUGGAUCAGCGAACAUGGGAAGGGCUCCUCUUAUGUGCCGUACGGGGAGAAGGACUGGGAGGCUCUGCAAGGCGGCCGAGCAAAGUUGUAG